This is a messenger RNA of Phymastichus coffea, 1333 nucleotides long. RefSeq names its product ribonuclease P protein subunit p40-like. The coding region runs from base 1 to 726 and encodes 241 amino acids. NCBI's taxonomy places the organism in Eukaryota, Metazoa, Arthropoda, Insecta, Hymenoptera, Eulophidae. Gene Ontology annotation, cellular component: ribonuclease MRP complex; multimeric ribonuclease P complex. The record is from RefSeq and is a predicted model, not a curated record. Gene Ontology annotation, molecular function: ribonuclease MRP activity; ribonuclease P activity. The transcript is spliced from 3 exons. Gene Ontology annotation, biological process: endonucleolytic cleavage in ITS1 to separate SSU-rRNA from 5.8S rRNA and LSU-rRNA from tricistronic rRNA transcript (SSU-rRNA, 5.8S rRNA, LSU-rRNA); tRNA 3'-end processing; tRNA 5'-leader removal.
AUGAGAUAUAUUUUUUUAAUAUUUUUUUUUAUGUUUCGCUGUCCCUUUUGUCGGUAUCUCUCACAAGUCGUGACAAUCGAUUUGAAAGACGAUAAACUAACCCCUGGAAAGAAAUACUACGAAAGGAUUCGCAAUUGUCUGAACAACCUGCCUGAUCUUACAUUUGACGUUAUACUAUCAUGGGAUCCUCCAGAAGAAAAUGUAUGCCCGUCAUCAGUAGCUGCAUGGUUCCAAAAUCGCGGCUACUCAGUUUCCGUUUGCCACAUACAACCAAUACGACGGGUAGAAUAUUCACUCGACAUUCCAGUGCUCAACAACACCUAUAAUCUUGACGAUUUUUUCGAGUGGCUUGGAAUAUUCAGCGUCGGUGGAAACUUAAAAAAUGAGACUGAACACGAUAAAUACGUAAGUUCAUACAAUUAUUCUACGCCAAAGAUGGAAGUCGGGCAAGUUCAGUAUUUGCAGUUUACGGGUUUUUUUUCACGCCUUAAAGUGGAAAAAAUUUACAAGAUGUUUAAAGCCUAUGCAAAUUCAAACAAUAAUUUACCGUGGUGCAGUAUGGAUGUGCAAGGGUUCGCUGACAGUCCGGUAAGCUGGGGCUUGAAGGAGCACACCUUUUACAUCGAUGGUGAUAAUAGUUUUACCAUUGUUUUGCGUCCAGGGGACGAAGGAUAUAUUUUGCGAAAAAGUUUGAGCUCAAAUAACAUACCAAAAAAUACACAAUAAUAAAUUAAAGUCUCUUUGGUUUCCCUGUAUCGAGAACUUUUGUAUUUUUUACAUGUACAUAUUAUUAUCGUUACGCCAUGAAAAAAAUAUGCGAAAAAUUGCUUAUAUAAUGUUUUUUUUUCUAAAUUGUAAUCAUUGCAAAACAUUAUUUAACUUUUUCUCUCAAUGGCUGUGUUAAGAAUAAACUUUUUUCAGUACUUUGGAAUUAAAUCGUUGUCGUUACUUGUCACCUAAAAACAACUUACCUAGAUAAACAGAAAUCAACAUUAAAAUAUUAAAUCAACAUUAAAGUUCAUUACAAAUAUACAUCGCAGUGGAAUGAUUUUUUUCGCAUAAAUACUGUUGAAACAAGCAUAAAUACUUGCAAAGAAAGUCUUUAAAAAUAUUUAGUUUAAGUAAUUUCAUAACGUCGACGAACGCAAAAAAAAUGUGCCGGAAUGCAAUUGUUCUUAAAUACUUUUCUUUUCUUGCGUGCGAAAAUCUUAAUUUUUCAAGCCUUCUUUGUUAUUGUUUUGGUCGUUCAUCAGCUUUUGAGCGUGUUAUACUCUUGAUAUAGUCUUUUAAGGGUCAAUGACUAGAUACACCACAAAUAAGCUUACGUCUCAAU